Molecule: messenger RNA, 1472 nt
Organism: Hemibagrus wyckioides
Lineage: Eukaryota; Metazoa; Chordata; Actinopteri; Siluriformes; Bagridae
Gene: babam1
Product: BRISC and BRCA1 A complex member 1
Exons: 9
Coding region: 155-1264 (369 amino acids)
Biological process (GO): protein K63-linked deubiquitination; positive regulation of DNA repair; double-strand break repair
Cellular component (GO): BRISC complex; nuclear body; BRCA1-A complex
Source: RefSeq, a predicted model, not a curated record
UUGAUGAUUUGUCCACUAGGUGGCGGUGGCGCUCUGAACGCGCCUCCUCUCUCCUUCUGAGUCUGUCAACGAAGUAGAGCCGAAUGAGGAAGUGUUGAAGGGAUUUCUUUCACGUAUCUGUCGCUACCUUUUGACAGAUUUCGUGACUAGUGUGAUGGAGGGCGCAGAUCCAGGCCCAGCUGAUGGAGAGGAGCGAAUGGCAGAACUGCGGCCGAGGACACGGUCCAAUCCAGAGGGAGCGGAGGACAGACGGAGCAGUAACGGUGGUCUGAACAGUCCUCCACCCUCACAGCCUACUGUGGGAAGUCGAGUGGAAGGAGAAGGAGAAGCAGCCAGCACUGACAGUCCUCCAGGUUCCACCUCAACCAUCACCACUGCUAUUCCCACUCCCAUCGCUGCUGCAGCCACAACCACAGCAAGCAGCAUGUCCAGUUCAGUGCCUGCUUCACUGGCUGCUGCCAAAGAAAGACCCAAACCCAGCCAGCCCUCACUGGCAUCACAGAUUCCUCCAGUAACAGAACUCCAGUUACGAGCACCAAGAGUCAACUGCCCUGAGAAAGUCAUCAUUUGUUUGGAUUUGUCAGAAGAGAUGUCCCUGCAGAAGCUGGAGUCCUUCAAUGGGUCCAAGACAAAUGCCCUCAAUAUCUCCCAGAAGAUGAUCGAAAUGUUUGUGAGAACAAAGCACAAAAUAGACAAGAGGCACGAGUUCGCCUUGGUCGUGGUCAACGACGAUGCCUUGUGGCUAUCAGGCUUUACCUCUGACCCACGGGAGCUGUGUAGCUGUUUGUAUGAUCUCGAAACAAAUGUCUGUGAAUCUUUCAACCUGGAGGAUCUUCUCAAUGUAAUUCUCCAGAAGAUCGAACUUCCACUGAUGGACAACGUUCAGACGAUCCCACCGCCCUUCGUGGUCCGUACUCUCCUCAUUUACAGUCGGCACGCAGGCCAGCUGCAGUUUAACCCAUCAGACGCUGUCAGUAAAAUGCUACGCUCUCCGUACUUCUUCUUCGAUGUCAUUUACCUUCAUAAUGGCGCUGACGAGCAGAUGGAGGACAGCAGCUGGAGGGACACGUAUGAAUCUUUCUCGAAGUUGGACUCGAAGGGGAUGUGCUACCGUUUUGAAGUGUCACUGUGUGGCCCGGCCAUCGAGCUGCAUAACUGCAUGGCUAAGCUUCUGUGUCACCCGUUGCAGAGGCCCUUCCAGAGCCAUGCCUCCUACAGCCUGCUAGAGGGCGAUGAGCCGCCAGAGAUCGAGGCCACGGUGUAGAGCACCGCUCACUAACCCUGCUCCUGGAGAUCACACUGUGGAGCUUCAUCUGGAUAAUCAGUGUUCAUGAUGCACCAGAUCGGCCGUGUCGGAUUUGGGUUGGACGAGUUCUGUGACAAGGUGCAAGUAGAUCUCCAUGAACAGGAUUAAUGAAGGACUAUUUGACGAAGCUUCUUCUUCUAAGUUGUCUCCUAAGGAUGGACGUUUU